Synchiropus splendidus (mandarinfish) is the source of this 1904-nucleotide messenger RNA. Its product is annotated as oocyte zinc finger protein XlCOF6.1-like. The transcript has 2 exons. The record is from RefSeq and is a predicted model, not a curated record. Lineage: Eukaryota; Metazoa; Chordata; Actinopteri; Syngnathiformes; Callionymidae. Bases 128 to 1300 code for a protein of 390 amino acids.
GACCGCCGAAGCGGAGGCUAAAAGCUCUGCCUUCUGAGUUUGAAAUGUUCCUCCAAGCAGCGACCGAUAAACGGUGCUGACGACCAUCUGCUGCAUUUAGGAAGGAGGGACGGAGCAAACACGAGCGAUGGAGAGAAGCACACCAGAUGUUCUGCAGCUGCUGGUGAUUAAAGAAGAAGUUCCUACUGAGCAGCAGGAGAGCAGCUCCAGUCUGGACCAGCAGGGACAUGAGCCUCAUCUCAUGAAAGAAGUGAAAGAGGAGGAAGAAGAACAUGAUGUCUCCCAGCUCUCACAGACUCCUGUGGAUGUGAAGACUGAAGAUGAUGAGAAGCCUCCAACCAGCAGCUUAAUUCAACACAUGAAAACAGAAGCUGAUGAAGACAACUGUGGAGGAUCAGAACCAGCCAGCUGCUUGGACACGCCUCUCCACCCUGACCAGCAGAGGUCACUCUCUUCUGACACUGAUGACAGUGAAGACUGGAGAGAAACCAGCAACUCUCAGAGUGGGUCAAUGGUUCACGACAGUGAGAAGAAAGAUGCUGAUCACAGAUCACUGAUCUGCUCUUGCUGUGGAAAACAAUGUGCUUCGAAGUCUGGACUGACUAAACACAUGACGUCCUGCUCUAGAACAUUUACUUGUUCACAUUGUGGGAAAUGUUUUAAAAGAAGACAAAAUAUGAUCGCUCACAUGGCAAUCCACACUGGUAAAAAACCUUUCAGUUGCUCUAUGUGUGAUAAAUCUUUCAACAGAAAAAGUAGCUUGGAGGAACACAUGACAACUCACACAGAAGGAAAACCUUUUUGCUGUGCUUUAUGUGAUGAAAUGUUUACCAGAAAACAUAGCUUGCAGGAACACAUGAAUCGACACACUGGAGAAAAGCUUUUUAGUUGCUCUCAAUGUGAUAAAUGUUUUACGCGGCGCAGGAACCUGAACUACCACAUCAAAGUUCACUCUGAAAAGAAACCUUUCAGUUGCCCUCAGUGUGACAAAUCUUUUAACAGGCGUAGUAGCUUGGAGGAACACUUGAGAAAUCACACUGGUGAAAAACCUUUCAGUUGCUCACAGUGUGGUAAAUGUUUUACGGUGAGUAGGACCCUGAAAGAGCACAUGAGAAUUCACUCUGGAAAAAAACGUUUCAGCUGCUCUCACUGUGAUAAAUCUUUUUACAAAAUAAGUAACUUCAAGGAACAUUUAAGAAAGCACAAUGGUGAAAAACCUUUCAGUUGCUUUCAGUGUGGUAAAUGUUUUAACUGGAAACGUAGCCUGGGGAAACACAUAAAGUAUUGUGAUAGAAAAUGAAUCUUGGUCUCCUCAACAUUCUCUCAGUGUGAUGCAUGUAUGUGAAGAGGAAGCGUAAUGGAACAUUAGACUUCCCUCAUGUAACCUUCAGUAGCACCUAAAUCCUGAUUCAUCUGUGAUCUAAGAUAAGUAAAUGUAUGCAGGUGAAAAGAUGCUAUAAAAACACACUAACUAUCAUGAGUCUUAAAGCUGCAAAUGUUUUUGAUGUGCGAUCAAUAGGUGUUAUGAAUGACCCUCCGAACCUUGCAGAGGAGCUCAGGGAGCUGAGCAGUGAUGUUGUGAGGGGCGAUUAGAGGAGGGGAAGUCUGUUGAAUGCUCUUUUUCAUUCGUCCUGGAUUUUCAUACUUUUACAUUUGCUGCCGUGAGUAGAAUAAAUAGACAGAAUGUGAUGUUCUAUAUUUUAUGUAGCACACUUGGAAAACAACACAAGAAGCCUCUAUGACACUCUGGUUGAGGGUAACUUGACUUAGACACUUGUACGUUAAAGUCGCUCGCAACCAAAUAAAGAUGAAUAUUCCUUCUGAGUGCUUUCUCCGUGCUGUUCUUUUGGGCUGGUGUUGACAAUGUUCUACUGUUCGCAUGUUGCUGAGCCUCUUCAGAGCUU